UGAGGGUUUGUGUUGUGUGCCUGUGUGUCUGUGUGUGCGAGAGGUUGGAGAGUUUUUUAUUGACAUGAUCAGCAAGUGGUUGGGUUACUGAUUACAUGCGAUGUUAUAGUUUGGUUGAGAUAAGGCUUUAAGCACAAAGUCCUGCCGAGUACCUGGAGUCGUCAGCUGCUUUACCACAUCCACCCCAUCCCUCAGAGGACCGCUGCUGCCUCUCAGGUGCCGGUGCAGUGUGUGUGUCUUUUUUCUGCUUUCUUGGCAUCUGUUGAGCACACAGCAGCAUCAUGAGCAUAGAGGCCCAAAAAACACGUGCAGCGUUCUGCUCCAACCUCAAGCUCUUCCUGGCCUCAUUGGCAUCUGUAUACUUCGCCAAAGCCUUUGGUGGAGCCUACAUGAAGAGCUCCAUCACCCAGAUCGAGAGACGCUUUGACAUCCCCAGCUCCCUCAUUGGGGUCAUUGAUGGCAGCUUCGAAAUGGGUAACCUCUUGGUGAUCGCCUUCGUGAGCUACUUCGGCGCUAAGCUCCACCGUCCCCGGCUGAUUGCUAUCGGCUGUGUGAUCAUGGCUGCUGGAUCUUACCUCAUGGCCCUGCCUCACUUCUUCCAGGGACUGUACAAGUAUGAGACCAGCGUGUCUCACGCCACAAAUACCAACAGCACUGAGAGCCUCCUGCCCUGCCUGUCCAACCACAGCCUGGCAGAUGAGACGCCUGAUUUAGAGGCCAUAACGGCUUGUGAAAAGGCGUCCGGCUCGUCUCUGUGGAUCUACGUCUUCUUGGGAAACAUGCUGCGUGGCAUUGGAGAGACUCCCAUCAUGCCUCUGGGUGUGUCCUACCUCGACGACUUCUCCAAAGAAGAGAACACUCCUUUCUAUUUGGCCUGCAUCCAUACAGUGGGAAUUUUAGGCCCUAUGUUUGGGUUCAUGCUCGGGUCCUACCUGGCCAAGGUCUACGUGGACAUCGGGUCUGUGGAUUUAGACAGCAUCACCAUCAACUAUAAGGACUCCCGCUGGGUGGGGGCCUGGUGGCUGGGCUUCAUAGUGACUGGCACCGUGAUCCUGCUGGCCAGUAUCCCGUUCUGGUUCUUGCCCAAGUCUUUGCCCAAACAGGGGCAAGAGCAGAGCCACAGUACGGGCACCGAGCUCGCCACAACAGCGGAGCAGGAGAAUUUCCUCGGAGACGAAAACCAGGAUCAGGAGGAGAAGCCAGUUUCCUUAAAGGAGCUGGCUAAAGAUUUUGUGCCGUCCCUGAGGAGGCUCUUCAAGAACAGCAUCUUCACGAUGAUGGUCCUCACGUACCUGGUUUCCGUCAACGGCUUCAUUGGCAUGAUCACCUUCAAGCCAAAGUACAUGGAGCAAGCCUUCGGCCAAUCGGCCUCCAGGGCCAUUUUACUCAUAGGCAUACUGAACCUGCCAGCAGUAGCUUUGGGAAUCAUCACCGGAGGCCUCAUCCUGAAGCGCUUCAAGCUGGGUGUCAUCGGAGCAGCCAGGGUGUCAAUCGCCGCCUCCGUCGGGUCCUUGUGUCUGCUCUUCAUCCAGAUCUUCAUCUCUUGUGAUAUGGCCGAGGUGGCAGGUCUGACUGUGUCCUAUCAAGGGGAUUCUCAGGUGUCCUACAGCCAGCAGACCUUGCUGUCCCAGUGCAACAUGGGCUGCUCCUGCUCAGUGAAGCAUUGGGACCCAGUGUGCGCCCACAACGGGGUAACGUACGCCUCGCCUUGCCUGGCUGGCUGCCAAACCUCCACCGGCAUCGGCAAGGACAUGAUGUUUCAUAACUGUACCUGCGUUGGAGAGACGAUGACUCCGGCCAUCAACAUGUCUGCAGAGCUGGGCCAGUGCCCCAGGGGGAACAACUGUGAAAACAUAUUCAAAAUCUACAUGGCUUUGUCCGUUUUGGGGUCUUUCAUUUCUGCCUGUGGGGGUACGCCGGGAUACAUCGUACUGCUCAGGUCCAUACAGAAAGACCUGAAGUCACUGGCUUUGGGUAUGCAGACACUAAUAGUGAGAACUUUGGGUGGGAUACCUCCUCCAAUAUAUUUCGGAGCACUGAUUGACCGAACCUGCUUGAAGUGGGGCACCAAGCAGUGUGGAGGCCGGGGAGCAUGCCGCUUCUAUGAUGCUGAUAAGUUCAGAAUGACAUUCUUGGGCUUGAUCACGGGACUCUACUUCCUAUCCAACCUGCUCUGGGGAGGCCUCUAUUUCAUAAUUGUCAAGAGACACAAGAAGUUAGCGCUGAGGGAUCAGGCCAAAGAAAACGGAGUGGAGGGCGACUCGGUGGGCAACGGACACGCACACAUUGUCAUAAAGAAAGACGAUGCAGGCAACGAGAGCACUAUUUAAGGUGUCCGAGGAUGGAGACACCAUUGGACGAUGCAAGCGAACCAAACAGAUUUUCCAUUGCCUAAGUACUGCUGCAUCCAUAGUGGACCUGAUGCGGUAAUGGUACAGUGUCAGCACUCUUUGGCCUUCAAGUAGUACACCUUUCUUCUUCUUCUUUUUACCACAAUAUCGUGCUGUAAACAUCAGCUGCAGUUUGUUCACUUCAACGGUCAAAGACUCUUUGCUCAGUUUUUAAUAAGAGCAACAAUCACAUCGUUCCACAUAUACACCGAGACGGGACAUUUUAGAGGCUUCGAGACAGUCGGGUAAACAAAAUGGGAACACGCGGCGCUCACUUCUCAAGAUGUUCCCCGGGGAAACAUUUCAGUGUGAUGUCUGAGGAACCGAAGCACAAAAUACGUCAAAUAUCUGGAGAACGUUUGGCUUUUUUGUGUCCGUGCGUCAUGAAAGUCGAGUUCCACCACUUAACAUUCAAAGUGAUGUAUGUGUACAGUGAAUGUACAAUAGAGUGUGUGUGCAGCAAUGUUUUAAACACGAGUAAAAAUUCAACUAGC
This is a messenger RNA of Pseudoliparis swirei, 2884 nucleotides long. RefSeq names its product solute carrier organic anion transporter family member 1C1-like. Bases 282 to 2330 code for a protein of 682 amino acids. Gene Ontology annotation, biological process: sodium-independent organic anion transport; transmembrane transport. Lineage: Eukaryota; Metazoa; Chordata; Actinopteri; Perciformes; Liparidae. Gene Ontology annotation, molecular function: protein binding. The transcript has 15 exons. Gene Ontology annotation, cellular component: membrane. The record is from RefSeq and is a predicted model, not a curated record.